GAAAAAUAGCGUACGUUUCGUUCUCUACAUUAUCUAGCUCAUAUAUUUCUCACAUAUUUUCCCCUCCUUUCAUUCAUUAUCCUUAAAUCACUAAGCUAGCUUCUUUGAUUAAUUACUUAGAAGUUUGAAGAAAAUGCAGCAUCAACCAGAGAAACAAAGGAACGAAACACUUCCACCGCCUCCGGGAGGCGAUGUGGAAAACACCCCGACGGCGGGAUCAUUAGAUGGGAAGAAAUUAAUGAAGGGUGAUCGAUUGAAGCUAUGGGGUUUUAUUUUUAGGGCAUGUGCUAUGGCUGUUUCUCUCCUAUCUUUUAUCCUUAUGGUUGCCGUCUCUGACUUCUAUCUAUAUGCUGGCUUCAGUUAUGUGCUUGGUAUAGCAAUUAUUGUGAUGGUGUAUACAACAGUGCAAGUUGGGAUAAAAGGUCACGAACUUCGCACCAAAAAGGAUGUCAUUCCACCCAACAUUGCUAUUUGGAUCGACUUUUGCGGAGAUCAGGUAUUGGCAUACAUGAUAUUUUCAUCAGCAUCAUCAGGAGCAACAACUUCUAUCUCGUUAGGAACCGUAUACAUGAGUUCAGGCUUACAAUUGGUGGCAGCGUCCGUCAGCAUGUCUGUUUUGGCCUUUCUUUUCUUGGCACCUGCCGCACUUUUAUCUGCAUAUCGUUUAUUUGCUAAUCUUUAAACUCCAUUUUUUUUUAUUCCUUGCUUUUCUCCUCUUCUUUUUCUUUGAUUAUAUUCUUUGCUAAUUUGUCCAUGUUAGAGUAAACAUUUGUUGUCAAAAAUUAAAAAAGAGUAAACAUUAUUGUUUAUUGGGUUGAUCAAUUUGUUAUACUAGAAGAUUGUCUCCUUUGUCAAUUGCUUUAA
Molecule: messenger RNA, 864 nt
Organism: Spinacia oleracea (spinach)
Lineage: Eukaryota; Viridiplantae; Streptophyta; Magnoliopsida; Caryophyllales; Amaranthaceae
Product: CASP-like protein 4B3
Exons: 4
Coding region: 134-682 (182 amino acids)
Source: RefSeq, a predicted model, not a curated record